CCAUCGCGCCUCCGUCCCCGCCUGCGGCCUGUCUGGGGGUCGCGGGGCGCAGGCGCGGCGGGCCGACGGGCGGGGGUCCUCCCCACGGGUGCGCGGGCGCCUUUGUUCCCGGCGCGCGAGCGGGGUGGGGCCUCAGGGCAGCCCCGCCCCGCCGCGCUCAAGCCCCGCCCCGUGUCCGCCUGCAGGAGCCGCCGCCGGGUCCCGCUCGUCUGCCGCCUCAGCCUCAGCCCCAACCUCAGCCGCCGCCGUUGCGCCUGCUCCCGGGCGGUCCCGGCCUGUGCCGCCGCCGCCCCCAGCGUCGGAGCCAUGGCGGGCGCAGCGUCCCCUUGCGCCAACGGCUGCGGGCCCGGCGCGCCCUCGGACGCCGAGGUGCUGCACCUCUGCCGCAGCCUCGAGGUGGGCACCGUCAUGACUUUGUUCUACUCCAAGAAGUCGCAGCGACCCGAGCGGAAGACCUUCCAGGUCAAGCUGGAGACGCGCCAGAUCACGUGGAGCCGGGGCGCCGACAAGAUCGAGGGGGCCAUUGACAUUCGUGAAAUUAAGGAGAUCCGCCCAGGGAAGACCUCACGGGACUUUGAUCGCUAUCAAGAGGACCCAGCUUUCCGGCCGGACCAGUCACAUUGCUUUGUCAUUCUCUAUGGAAUGGAAUUUCGCCUGAAAACGCUGAGCCUGCAAGCCACAUCUGAGGAUGAAGUGAACAUGUGGAUCAAGGGCUUAACUUGGCUGAUGGAGGAUACAUUGCAGGCACCCACACCCCUGCAGAUUGAGAGGUGGCUCCGGAAGCAGUUUUACUCAGUGGAUCGGAAUCGUGAGGAUCGUAUAUCAGCCAAGGACCUGAAGAACAUGCUGUCCCAGGUGAACUACCGGGUCCCCAACAUGCGCUUCCUCCGAGAGCGGCUGACGGACCUGGAGCAGCGCAGCGGGGACAUCACCUACGGGCAGUUUGCUCAGCUGUACCGCAGCCUCAUGUACAGCGCCCAGAAGACGAUGGACCUCCCCUUCUUGGAAGCCAGUACUCUGAGGGCUGGGGAGCGGCCGGAGCUUUGCCGAGUGUCCCUUCCUGAGUUCCAGCAGUUCCUUCUUGACUACCAGGGGGAGCUGUGGGCUGUUGAUCGCCUCCACGUGCAGGAGUUCAUGCUCAGCUUCCUCCGAGACCCCUUACGAGAGAUCGAGGAGCCAUACUUCUUCCUGGAUGAGUUUGUCACCUUCCUGUUCUCCAAAGAGAACAGUGUGUGGAACUCGCAGCUGGAUGCAGUAUGCCCGGACACCAUGAACAACCCUCUUUCCCACUACUGGAUCUCCUCCUCGCACAACACGUACCUGACCGGGGACCAGUUCUCCAGUGAGUCAUCCUUGGAAGCCUAUGCUCGCUGCCUGCGGAUGGGCUGUCGCUGCAUUGAGUUGGACUGCUGGGACGGCCCGGAUGGGAUGCCAGUUAUUUACCAUGGGCACACCCUUACCACCAAGAUCAAGUUCUCAGAUGUCCUGCACACCAUCAAGGAGCAUGCCUUUGUGGCCUCAGAGUACCCAGUCAUCCUGUCCAUUGAGGACCACUGCAGCAUUGCCCAGCAGAGGAACAUGGCCCAAUACUUCAAGAAGGUGCUGGGGGACACACUCCUCACCAAGCCCGUGGAGAUCUCCGCCGAUGGGCUCCCCUCACCCAACCAGCUUAAGAGGAAGAUCCUCAUCAAGCACAAGAAGCUGGCUGAGGGCAGUGCCUACGAGGAGGUGCCUACAUCCAUGAUGUACUCUGAGAACGACAUCAGCAACUCUAUCAAGAAUGGCAUCCUCUACCUGGAGGACCCUGUGAACCACGAAUGGUAUCCCCACUACUUUGUUCUGACCAGCAGCAAGAUCUACUACUCUGAGGAGACCAGCAGUGACCAGGGCAACGAGGAUGAGGAGGAGCCCAAGGAGGUCAGCAGCAGCACAGAGCUGCACUCCAAUGAGAAGUGGUUCCAUGGGAAGCUAGGGGCAGGGCGUGACGGGCGUCACAUCGCUGAGCGCCUGCUUACUGAGUACUGCAUCGAGACCGGAGCCCCUGACGGCUCCUUCCUCGUGCGAGAGAGUGAGACCUUCGUGGGCGACUACACGCUCUCUUUCUGGCGGAACGGGAAAGUCCAGCACUGCCGUAUCCACUCCCGGCAAGAUGCUGGGACCCCCAAGUUCUUCUUGACAGACAACCUCGUCUUUGACUCCCUCUAUGACCUCAUCACGCACUACCAGCAGGUGCCCCUGCGCUGUAAUGAGUUUGAGAUGCGACUUUCAGAGCCUGUCCCACAGACCAACGCCCACGAGAGCAAAGAGUGGUACCACGCGAGCCUGACCAGAGCACAGGCUGAGCACAUGCUAAUGCGCGUCCCUCGUGAUGGGGCCUUCCUGGUGCGGAAGCGGAAUGAGCCCAACUCAUAUGCCAUCUCUUUCCGGGCUGAGGGCAAGAUCAAGCAUUGCCGUGUCCAGCAAGAGGGCCAGACAGUGAUGCUAGGGAACUCGGAGUUCGACAGCCUUGUUGACCUCAUCAGCUACUAUGAGAAACACCCGCUAUACCGCAAGAUGAAGCUGCGCUAUCCCAUCAACGAGGAGGCACUGGAGAAGAUUGGCACAGCUGAGCCUGACUACGGGGCCCUGUAUGAGGGACGCAACCCUGGCUUCUAUGUAGAGGCAAACCCUAUGCCAACUUUCAAGUGUGCGGUCAAAGCCCUCUUUGACUACAAGGCCCAGAGGGAGGACGAGCUGACCUUCACCAAGAGCGCCAUCAUCCAGAAUGUGGAGAAGCAAGAGGGAGGCUGGUGGCGAGGGGACUACGGAGGGAAGAAGCAGCUCUGGUUCCCAUCAAACUACGUGGAAGAGAUGGUCAACCCUGUGGCCCUGGAGCCGGAGAGGGAGCACUUGGACGAGAACAGCCCCCUAGGGGACUUGCUGCGGGGGGUCUUGGAUGUGCCGGCUUGUCAGAUUGCCAUCCGUCCUGAGGGCAAGAACAACCGGCUCUUCGUCUUCUCCAUCAGCAUGGCGUCGGUGGCCCACUGGUCCCUGGAUGUUGCUGCCGACUCACAGGAGGAGCUGCAGGACUGGGUGAAAAAGAUCCGUGAAGUGGCCCAGACCGCAGAUGCCAGGCUCACUGAAGGGAAGAUAAUGGAACGGAGGAAGAAGAUUGCCCUGGAGCUCUCUGAACUUGUCGUCUACUGCCGGCCUGUUCCCUUCGAUGAAGAGAAGAUUGGCACAGAACGUGCUUGCUACCGGGACAUGUCAUCCUUCCCGGAAACCAAGGCUGAGAAAUACGUGAACAAGGCCAAAGGCAAGAAGUUCCUUCAGUACAAUCGACUGCAGCUCUCCCGCAUCUACCCCAAGGGCCAGCGACUGGAUUCCUCCAACUACGAUCCUUUGCCCAUGUGGAUCUGUGGCAGUCAGCUUGUGGCCCUCAACUUCCAGACCCCUGACAAGCCUAUGCAGAUGAACCAGGCCCUCUUCAUGACGGGCAGGCACUGUGGCUACGUGCUGCAGCCAAGCACCAUGCGGGAUGAGGCCUUCGACCCCUUUGACAAGAGCAGCCUCCGCGGGCUGGAGCCAUGUGCCAUCUCUAUUGAGGUGCUGGGGGCUCGACAUCUGCCAAAGAAUGGCCGAGGCAUUGUGUGUCCUUUUGUGGAGAUUGAGGUGGCUGGAGCUGAGUAUGACAGCACCAAGCAGAAGACAGAGUUUGUGGGUCAGUCUGUCUUCCCAGUCAUCCUCCUCAUCCUGCUGGGGCACUGCAAGCCCCUCCCCACCAGUCAUCCCAUCCUCUCCCAGGGUGACCUGAAGCCUUUUGUCGUUGCCUUCACAGUGGACAAUGGACUCAACCCUGUAUGGCCAGCCAAGCCCUUCCACUUCCAGAUCAGUAACCCUGAAUUUGCCUUUCUGCGCUUCGUGGUGUAUGAGGAAGACAUGUUUAGUGACCAGAAUUUCCUGGCUCAGGCUACUUUCCCAGUAAAAGGCCUGAAGACAGGAUACAGAGCAGUGCCUUUGAAGAACAACUACAGUGAGGACCUGGAGUUGGCCUCCCUGCUGAUCAAGAUUGACAUUUUCCCUGCCAAGCAGGAGAAUGGUGACCUCAGUCCCUUCAGUGGUACGUCCCUGCGGGAGCGGGGCUCAGAUGCCUCAGGCCAGCUGUUUCACGGCCGAGCCCGGGAAGGCUCCUUUGAAUCCCGCUACCAGCAGCCAUUUGAGGACUUCCGCAUCUCCCAGGAGCAUCUCGCAGACCAUUUUGACAGUCGAGAACGAAGGGCCCCAAGAAGGACUCGGGUCAAUGGAGACAACCGCCUCUAGUUGUACCCCAGCCUCGUUGGAGAGCAGCAGGUGCUGUGCGCCUUGUAGAAUGCCACGAACUGGGUUCUUUGGAAGCAGCCCCCUGUGGCAGCCUUCCGGGUCUCGCAGCCUGAAGCCUGGAUUCCAGCAGUGAAUGCUAGACAGAAACCAAGCCAUUAAUGAGAUGUUAUUACUGUUUUGGGCCUACAUGCCCCAGCUCUGGAUGAAGGCAAAAACUGUACUGUGUUUUGCAUUAAGCACACACAUCUGGCCCUGACUUCUGGAGAUGGAUCCUUCCAUCUUGUGGGGCCAGGACCAUGGCCGAAGCCCCUUGGAGAGAGAGGCUGCCUCAGCCAGUGGCACAGGAGACUCCAAGGAGCUACUGACAUUCCUAAGAGUGGAGGAGGAGGAGGAGCCUUGCUGGGCCAGGGAAACAAAGUUUACAUUGUCCUGUAGCUUUAAAACCACAGCUGGGCAGGGUGAGAAGCUAGAUGCCCCUGCAGUUUGGCCCUGGAGCCAGGGCAGAGGAAUGUAGGGCCUGCAUGGAGAAGGGCUCUGCCCUGCCUGGAGGAGGAGGACACAGCACAAGGGCACAUUGCCCAUGGCUGGGAACAUGACCCAGCCUGAAAGAUACAGGGGAUCAUGUUAAAAAUAGCAGUAUUAUUUUUCUUCUCAAUGGUAUUGUAACUAAGUUAUUUACUCCUUCUGCUCCUCACCCUUGUAGGGAAACCUUGGAGAGGAGAGUGGCAGGUGGGCUGCCUGCUGUGUUAAGAGGGCUUAGUUUGUGAUGUUAAGGCACUGUCAGGAAUGGGGGGCGGGCCAGGGUGGGAAGAGAAGAAAUAGCAGAGCCUAUUUUGGUGGGGUUUUUUGUUUUUAAGUCAAAGAAGACUCAGUAUGCUUUCCCUGAGGAAUGAAAAAGGGAUUGAGUAUGCUUUCCCUGAGGAAUGAAAAAGGGAUUGAGGAGUUGCCUGACUCCUGGGUGGGUGGGGUACAGGCAGUUGGGUGCUGAAUGAAGCUGCCAUCCUUGUUGCAGCUUCUAACUGGUAAAAAGAUCCAGGGAUGGAGAUGGGAAGGUUAGAAAGGCAGCCCUCACCUCUGAGGACAGAGGCCGGGGUCCAGGCCCAUGGGCGCAAAGGUGCCUCAUAGCAUAGCCAGCAUUCAGCACACACAAACCUACUGCCCACAUUUGGGCUCAGGGUUGGCCAUUUGCUAGUUCUGCUGCCCUCUUAAGAUCUGACUGCCAAAUAAAUCAUCCUCAUGUCCUUU
This is a messenger RNA of Gorilla gorilla gorilla (western lowland gorilla), 5544 nucleotides long. It is a transcript of the gene PLCG1, whose product is annotated as phospholipase C gamma 1. Gene Ontology annotation, molecular function: calcium ion binding; phosphatidylinositol-4,5-bisphosphate phospholipase C activity; protein binding. Gene Ontology annotation, biological process: phosphatidylinositol-mediated signaling; phospholipid catabolic process; phosphatidylinositol metabolic process. Gene Ontology annotation, cellular component: ruffle membrane. The record is from RefSeq and is a predicted model, not a curated record. Bases 307 to 4299 code for a protein of 1330 amino acids. Lineage: Eukaryota; Metazoa; Chordata; Mammalia; Primates; Hominidae. The transcript has 31 exons.